Messenger RNA from Lathyrus oleraceus (garden pea), 2178 nucleotides. RefSeq lists its product as uncharacterized. Gene Ontology annotation, biological process: regulation of GTPase activity. Gene Ontology annotation, molecular function: small GTPase binding; GTPase activator activity. Lineage: Eukaryota; Viridiplantae; Streptophyta; Magnoliopsida; Fabales; Fabaceae. Bases 461 to 1570 code for a protein of 369 amino acids. The record is from RefSeq and is a predicted model, not a curated record. The transcript is spliced from 9 exons.
UUCUCCUUACCUAAAGAAAAGAAAAAGAUCCUUUCUUCUUUAUCUGGCAACUCAUUCAAUUUCAUGUUUAUUUUGGAUCGUUCCUUCCUUCUUCCAAACAACCGUUCAACCUCCAAUUCCAAUUUUCGAGGGUUUUUCAGGCGACUCCACAUAAAAAAAUCUUCUUGUUCUUUCACAAUCUCACACACAGUACCCUUCAAUCAAUUAACCCCAUCAUCAUUCACAAUUUCAAGGUUCGUAGCUGAUAAUGUUUUUUUGAGAAUUUUGGGUACCCUAAUUAACCCCUUUUGUUAUCACCGCUGAUUUUCAUCAUUUGAUCGAAUAAUCUGUUGUUUCUUGAAAGCGGAAUUGAAAUCACAUCAUAUACCCUUAGAUUUAUGGUUUUUGUCAUUGUAAUGUUUAAGGAGGCAAACUAUGUCAUUUAUGUUCUGGAUUGAGAGCGCUAAUUUGUGCUUUUUGAAUGGAAAAGAAAAGAAAUGACGACUAUGAAACAGGUCCACUUCCUUCACCAAGAUCGUUGGAUAGAUUCGGGUUUGUAAAACCGGAUGCUAAUACUUCUGAGGGCGUAGUCAAGACGAGUAGAUCAGCAUAUGAGUACGAGAAAAUUAAGGAGCGGAGAAGGGUUAGAAAAUGGAGGAAGAUGAUUGGGGUUGGUGGGAGUGAUUGGAAACAUUACCUAAGGAAAAAACCUAAUGUUGUUAAAAGGCGUAUCAGGAAAGGGAUUCCUGAUUGUUUAAGGGGCCUUGUUUGGCAGUUAAUAUCUGGAAGCCGAGACCUAUUGCUGAUGAAUCCUGGAGUUUACGAGCAAUUGGUGAUAUAUGAGACAUCGGCCUCUGAAUUGGAUAUAAUUCGAGACAUUUCUCGGACUUUCCCUUCACAUGUAUUCUUCCAACAAAGACAUGGACCUGGGCAACGGUCUCUCUACAAUGUUCUAAAAGCUUACUCAGUUUUUGACAGAGACGUAGGAUAUGUUCAGGGAAUGGGGUUUUUAGCUGGUCUUUUGCUUCUUUACAUGAGCGAGGAGGAUGCAUUUUGGUUAUUGGUGGCAUUGCUUAAAGGUGCCGUUCAUGCGCCAAUGGAGGGCCUGUAUCUGGCAGGAUUGCCUCUGGUACAGCAAUACCUCUUUCAAUUCGAAUGUUUGGUGAGGGAGCAUUUACCGAAGUUGGGAGAACAUUUUUCACAAGAAAUGAUAAAUCCUAGCAUGUAUGCAAGCCAAUGGUUCAUAACUGUAUUUUCAUAUUCCUUUCCAUUCCAUUUAGCUCUGCGAAUCUGGGAUGUGUUUCUCUACGAGGGUGUUAAAAUUGUUUUUAAAGUUGGCUUGGCCCUUUUAAAGUACUGCCAUGAUGACUUGGUUAAAUUACCCUUUGAGAAACUGAUACACGGCUUGAAAAACUUCUCCGAGGAUGCAAUGAAUCCUGACACGUUAUUGCCGUUGGCUUAUUCCAUCAAGAUAACAAAGCGAUUAGAAGAACUGAAACUAGAGUACGAGAAGAAGAAUGGAAAGAUAAGUCGAUCAGGAGAAAUUUCCGAAAAUGAAAAGCCAAUUCUUCCAAGCAUCCAGAGCAACUGAAGCCGAAGUAUGACACGCAGAAGAAAACUGAGUAAAAAGUCAUUUUGGUUUCUAAAUGUGAGACUUGGCUGUCACUAUAGUUCUUGAAUGUAUGAAAUUACAGAAACAUCAUACAGUAUGUUUUUGUUAUUAAUUUGAUGAAUCACAUUUAUUAACGGAAGACGCAUUCAAUGACUGAACUAACAAACAAAAUAUGCAUUUAUGUAUGUUUCUGUAUUUUUGUAACAAUCAAGAACUACUGCGACAACGCCACAAACAUUUGAAGACCAGAAUGGACCUGCAGAACUAUUCGAAAAUCGAACACCUCUAACUGUAGGUCUCUUUUGCUGCUAGUGUGAGAAUCAUACCAUUUGAUUCUGUAAUUGUGACCAUAUUUCACAUUCUUUGUACAAUUGUAUCAGUUAAUGACUGUUUUCUUCAAGUGUUAGGCUUCAGUGAAUGUGAAAAUCUGUUGACUCAAUUCUUCUUGUUUCCUACUAGUACUGUGUAUAGAUGAAAUUGUCAUAAAAAUUGUUAUUAUUGUUUUUGUGAUAGUACAUAUAGAAAGAGUCAAUUGUAAUGUAAUUCAUCAAAACUCAAUUAUUUAUAAGAAAUGUUAAUUGUGUUCA